This is a messenger RNA of Medicago truncatula (barrel medic), 1045 nucleotides long. Its product is annotated as AP-1 complex subunit sigma-1. Bases 177 to 662 code for a protein of 161 amino acids. The record is from RefSeq and is a predicted model, not a curated record. Gene Ontology annotation, biological process: intracellular protein transport; vesicle-mediated transport. Gene Ontology annotation, cellular component: membrane coat; AP-1 adaptor complex. Gene Ontology annotation, molecular function: clathrin-cargo adaptor activity. NCBI's taxonomy places the organism in Eukaryota, Viridiplantae, Streptophyta, Magnoliopsida, Fabales, Fabaceae. The transcript is spliced from 7 exons.
GAUAUAGUCGACCACAGUGAGUCCAGAAAGAAACUGACAGACCAAGCUCUUCAUCUUCUCUUCUGAUUUCAACUAAAUUCUCAUUCUCAUUCGUAAAUCGUAACAAUUCAAUUCAACAAAAAACAUUCAGAAUCGAAUCGAGUGAAUUUAGAUCUCUUUCGCCAAAAUCAAAAUCAAUGAUACACUUUGUGCUUCUCAUUAGUCGUCAAGGGAAGGUUAGGCUCACAAAAUGGUAUUCACCUUACACUCAGAAGGAAAGAAGUAAGGUAAUCCGUGAGCUCAGUGGAGUGAUUCUUAGCCGUGCUCCCAAGCUCUGUAAUUUUGUAGAGUGGAGAGGACAUAAAGUUGUUUAUAAAAGAUAUGCUAGUCUAUAUUUCUGUAUGUGUAUUGAUGAUGCUGACAACGAAUUGGAAGUACUUGAAAUGAUUCAUCAUUUUGUGGAGAUUCUUGAUCGGUAUUUUGGCAGUGUCUGUGAACUGGACUUGAUAUUCAACUUCCAUAAGGCCUAUUAUAUACUUGAUGAAAUUCUAAUUGCCGGCGAGCUUCAGGAGUCGAGCAAAAAAACUGUUGCUCGGUUGAUAGCUGCACAGGAUUCAUUGGUGGAGACUGCUAAGGAGGAAGCCAGUUCCUUGAGUAAUAUUAUCGCACAAGCUACUAAAUAAGGAGAUCCAGUGUUGCAAUUGCUAUUAUAUAUUUGUACUGGCCAUCAAGUAAAGAUAUCCGCUGUUGUAAUUGUUGGCAUUUUGAGGAAUGGAGAAAUGUUUGGUACGAUUGAAGUGUGAACUUAGUUUAUUUCUAUGCUCCAUGUUUAUUGUUGUUAAGUUGAAUUUGUAAAAUAGAAAAGAAAGACAACAUUUCUGGUGUAUACAUGUGUUGCAAUUCAUCUUGAUAUGCGUUGCAAUUCUAUGGAUGGCUAUUUCAAGCUUCUAUACAUGUGUGACCUGAUUAUUAUUAUUUGUGUUGAUCUAUUUGCUUGAAGAUCAGGAAUACUUUCAUUUUGUACAAUGCUUUGAGAUUGAAUUUCAUUGGUGCUGAUUAAUUUUAA